AACUAUUCUCUCUUUUACUUCUUUUUCAACCUUCUUCUCACCUUUUCCCUCCUUUUUGUUCCUUCUCUUGCUUGCACUGCCCUCUACUCUCCCCCCAUGUCUUCUUUCUCAACUCUUCCUCUCUCUGUCCCUGUCUCUCUCCCAACUUUGCCUUUAUCCAUUUAUAUUAUUUGUCUAUAUAUAUUGUAUAUAUCCUUAUACAAGACAAAAGCUUCGACAAGAUCUUUGAUGCCUCUGUAAAUUAAGAUAUAUAGUUGUUGAUCCAGUGAAGAAGAAAGAAGAAGGUGGAGGAAGAGAAGGUUUGAAGACUCUCAAGGCACAUGGGAAGCAGAGUUAUCUAUUCUUUCAUAUUUUUCCUAUUUGGUACAAGUAUUAUACAGAGGGUAGUAGUAGUUGGACAUUAUGCCAAAGUAGAGCAUGAUCUCAUUUCUGUAUCCAAUACACAAAAGGAUAUUACCACUCCCAUAACAACAGUGCCAACAAUCAUUCCGACCAAUCCAACUACAUCAACUCCAAUCGUAAACCCGAAUUCAGACCCAGAUUCUUCAUCGCCGGCGACCAUGACGCCGAUGAUAACUCCGGCAACAACAUCUAAUUCACCUUCAUCUCCUGGAGCUAGCUGGUGUAUCGCUAGCCCAAGUGCAUCACCUACUGCAUUACAGGUGGCUUUGGACUAUGCUUGUGGUUAUGGCGGCGCAAAUUGUUUGGCAAUUCAGCCUGACGGGAGUUGUUAUAAUCCCAAUAAUCUUCGCGACCAUGCUUCUUAUGCGUUCAACAACUAUUACCAGAAGAAUCCAAUACCAAGUAGCUGCAAUUUUGGAGGAACUGCCGUUACUACUAACACUGAUCCAAGUAGUGGGACAUGCCAGUAUCCAUCCACUAGCACAAGCUCAUCAGUUUUGAACACCACCAACUCAAAUGGCGCAACGGUCUAUGGAGCGGUACCUUCAAGCCCUUCUGCACCGACUGCUGCCUCUGCUGCCAAAAUUAAUAACAUGAAUUUCAUGGUGCUGACGUGUCUUGUUAUUGCGCUGCUGGCCAAACAUUUUCUCUAAUUGAUUUGUUUGAUUUUCUAUAAUUAAACAGCAAUUUCCUCAAUUGCCCUUUGCUCAGAGACUUUAAGCUUGUAGGCUUUAGCCUUAGGCUAGCUAGAAGUUGAUUACUUUACUUUGAGAGUAGAGUUAGUGUUAGUAGGCAAAAAAUACCUAGGUCUUUUUGUUAGUCUUAAAGCUUCAAUGUAAAUUUUCUCUCACAGCAGUUCAAUUUUGUAUGGGUAUGAACCGAUGAGAAUGCUAGCUUGUUUUGAGAUUUUGAGUCUGUUCA
Molecule: messenger RNA, 1323 nt
Organism: Jatropha curcas
Lineage: Eukaryota; Viridiplantae; Streptophyta; Magnoliopsida; Malpighiales; Euphorbiaceae
Source: RefSeq, a predicted model, not a curated record